CCAGGAUUCAAGCGCAUUGGAUUCCAAACGCCCCGCAUCCCAAAAAUCUGAGUCAUUGGCUUCUGUUUACACUGGCCAGAGACUCAGUUGGAGUCACUCACUUAAAUAAUCAUUUUUUGCGUAGUCGUCCGUAAAGCGGUUCACACUCUAGUCCGCGUUUAGCGACAAAUCCCGAGACCAGAUAUUCCGCGACCCUCAGUCAUUGAGGGUGACUACACAAAAUUCUUUCUAGAGCGCUAUUGCUGCGCGCUCCUGUCUGGAAGAGGUUUCCUGCAAUCAAAUUUCGAUACAGCAUGGCUACAAAUUCGGGUUCUAGCAAUCCAAUUGGAGAGAAGACAGGGCCUGUGACAGGACAGCCUCCCUCGGUGCCAGCUGAGACGAAAGCCGCCAUUUCUAACGCCGCCCAGACGAACGACCCGACUGGACAGCACGUGUCUGGCAAAGACGGCGGUGACAAGAAUGAGGGCAAGAAAGUGAAGUCGGAGAAAGAACUGGAGAAGGAGCGGAAGAAGGCCGAGAAGGCAAAGAAAUUCGCCGAAAAGCAAGCCAAGGCCCUUAACGCUCCAACUGGCGGGGCGCCAUCAAAAGCGAAGGAGAAGAAGGCAAAGGACAGCGCAAAGGAGGAGGCGCUUCCGCCUUACGUCGAGGAGACUCCUCUUGGAGAGAAGAAGAUUCUCAAGUCUCUCGAUGAUCCCUAUCACAAGGCCUAUAUUCCCGGGGUGGUAGAGUCGGCAUGGUACGCAUGGUGGGAAAAGGAGGGCUUCUUCAAGCCCGAAUUUGGACCCGACGGAAAAGUAAAGAGCAAGGGCUAUUUUGUCAUUCCGGAACCGCCGCCGAACGUUACUGGAGCGCUCCAUAUGGGUCACGCACUCACUACAGCCCUCCAGGACAGUAUGAUCAGAUGGGCUCGUAUGAAGGGCCUGACGACGCUGUGGCUCCCGGGUUGCGAUCACGCCGGUAUUUCUACUCAGAGUGUCGUCGAAAACAUGCUCUGGCGGCGACAGAAGAAGACGAGACACGACCUUGGCCGACCAAAAUUCGUUGAGACUGUUUGGGACUGGAAGGAGGAGUAUCAUGCGAGAAUCAACUCCGUCCUCCGCCGAAUGGGCGGCUCCUUCGACUGGACUCGCGAAGCUUUCACCAUGGACGAGAACCUCUCUGCGGCCGUCACGGAGACCUUCGUCCGACUUCACGAGGAAGGCAUUAUCUACCGUGCCAACCGUUUGGUGAACUGGUGUCACAAGCUCAACACUGCUCUCUCGAACCUUGAAGUCGAUAACAAGGAGUUGACAGGACGAACUCUUCUCGACGUACCUGGCUAUGAAAGAAAGGUCGAGUUCGGUGUCAUCACGCACUUCCAGUACGAGCUGGAAGGGACGAAUGAGAAGCUCGAGGUUGCCACCACCCGUCCGGAAACCAUGCUUGGUGACACUGGUAUUGCGGUUAAUCCCAAGGAUCCGCGGUACCAGCACCUGAUUGGCAAGAAAGCCAAGCACCCGUUCGUUGAUCGCCUGAUGCCCAUCGUUGCGGAUGAUCACGUCGAGAUUGGCUUUGGUACUGGCGCUGUCAAAAUCACCCCAGCCCAUGACCCCAACGAUUUUGCUAUUGGUCAACGCCACAACCUUGAGUUUGUCAAUAUCCUCAAUGAUGAUGGUACUUUGAAUGCAAAUGCUGGAAAGUACGAGGGUCAGAAGCGGUUCGAUGUCAGGUACACGGUGGUGGAAGACCUUAAGGCGCUUGGCCUCUUUGUUAAAAAGGAGGACAACCCCAUGAAGGUCCCUCUCUGCUCCAAGUCCAAGGACGUUAUUGAGCCCAUCAUGAAGCCCCAGUGGUGGAUGAAGAUGCAGGGUCUUGCUGAUGCUGCCGUUCAGGCGGUGAAGAACGGUGAAAUCAAGAUUCGUCCAGAGACCGCCGAGAAAGACUUCUACAGAUGGCUUGGAAGCAUCAACGACUGGUGUCUAUCGAGACAAUUGUGGUGGGGUCACCAGGCUCCCGCCUAUUUCAUCGAGAUUGAAGGCGAGAAGGGCGACGACAGCAACAAUGAGCUGUGGGUUACCGGUCGGACUGAGGAGGCGGCAGCUGAGAAUGCCAAGGCCAAAUUCCCUGGAAAGAAGUUCACUCUGCGUCGUGAUCCCGAUGUGCUAGACACUUGGUUCUCUUCUGGCCUGUGGCCUUUCUCGACUCUUGGAUGGCCCAAGAAGACGCAUGACUUCGAGAACCUCUACCCCACAUCCGUGCUCGAGACUGGCUGGGACAUUCUCUUCUUCUGGAUUGCCCGUAUGGUUAUGCUGGGUAUUAAGCUGACCGGUCAAGUGCCGUUCAAGGAAGUCUACUGUCACUCACUUGUUCGAGACUCGGAGGGCCGAAAGAUGUCCAAGUCCCUUGGUAACGUCAUCGAUCCUCUGGAUGUCAUGCACGGCAUUAGUCUCCAGGCUCUCCACGAUAAGCUCCUUGUCGGUAACCUGGAUCCCAAGGAGGUCGCUACCGCGACCAAGUUCCAGAAUACCUCGUUCCCCGACGGUAUUCCCGAGUGCGGUGCUGAUGCUCUCCGGUUCUCCCUCGUCGCUUAUACGACAGGUGGUGGUGACAUCAGCUUCGACAUCAAGGUCAUGCACGGCUACCGUCGUUUCUGCAACAAGAUCUACCAAGCCACCAAAUACGCCCUUGGCAAGCUCGGUGAUGACUUUGUGCCUAAGCCCACCGCUGCAAAGACCGGCAAGGAGUCUCUCGCCGAGCGCUGGAUCUUGCACAAGUUCACCACUGCCGCGAGGGACGUCAACAAGGCCCUCGCUGACCGCGAGUUCUCUCACUCCACCUCCAUCAUCUACCAAUACUGGUACAACCAGCUUUGCGAUGUUUACAUUGAAAACUCCAAGGCGAUCAUUCAGGACGGCACCGAGGAGGAAAAGCGAUCCGCCAAGGACACGCUGUAUACCACCCUCGAGGGGGCUUUGACCUUGAUCCACCCCUUCAUGCCCUUCUUGACUGAAGAGCUCUGGCAGCGCCUCCCCCGUCGACCCGAUGACAAGACUCCUUCCAUCGUCAAGGCUGCUUACCCUGAAUAUGACGCCAGCCUCGACGACCCGGCUUCCGAAGACGCGUAUGAACUCCUUCUUGGCGUGUCCAAGGGUGUCCGGUCGCUUAUGGCCGAGUACUCCAUCAAGGAAGAAGGCAAAGCCUAUGUCCAAACCUACGACGACACGAGCUACAAGACCGUCAGCGACGAGCUGCAGAGCAUCCGCUCCCUCUCCGGCAAGGGCGUCAGCUCCAUUGAGAUUCUGUCAAAGGACGAGCCUCGUCCCGCCGGCUGCGUCGUCUUCGCCGUCUCUGCCCAGGCUGCGGUGUUCCUGCACGUCAAGGGCCGCGUCGACAUUGACGCCGAGAUCAAGAAGACUCAGACCAAGCUCAAGAAGGCGGCCGACGGAGUCUCCCGCCAGCGCAAGAUCCUCGAUGACCCUGCGUACCAGAAGAAGGUCAGCGCCGAACUGCAAGAGGUCGAGCGCAAGAAGCUUGCCGAUUUCGAGGCCGAGCAGAGAGGCUACGAGGAGACUAUUGAGCAGUUUGAGGCACUCAAGCUUGAGUAAGGUUACCGCUUCAAUGAGCCAGAGUCUCGAUUAGUGCAUGGGGAAGGAAAAAUAUAUGUGGAGACAGACGUGACAAAUAGACAAUCAAGGCAGGAAAUGGAUGUCUUAUGCCUCACGAAAAGUGAAAAUAAAGAAGGUAAAAUUCAAGAUAUGCUGAAAUCUAAAGACAUAUAUAAAGUAGAUUAGAUUGCUUUGCAGAUCUAAGAGAACC
Molecule: messenger RNA, 3795 nt
Organism: Xylona heveae TC161
Lineage: Eukaryota; Fungi; Ascomycota; Xylonomycetes; Xylonales; Xylonaceae
Product: valyl-tRNA synthetase-like protein
Exons: 9
Coding region: 294-3584 (1096 amino acids)
Biological process (GO): valyl-tRNA aminoacylation
Cellular component (GO): cytosol
Molecular function (GO): valine-tRNA ligase activity; ATP binding; aminoacyl-tRNA deacylase activity
Source: RefSeq, a predicted model, not a curated record